CGUUCAUCUCAUCACGCUCCUCACAAGCCUGCCCGCCAUGUGGUCGCUCGUCAAGGUCUUGAUGGUGCUCUUCGCUGUGCUCGCUGCCUCGUCGGCCCAGCAGCAGCCGACCUCGCAAUCCUCCGUGGCCGCCUCCCAGGCCUCCCUGGCCUCGCAGCAGCCCACGUCCACCACCGUCGCACCCUCCGGCGCUGUUCUCAAUGCCACUCAGUCCCUGGUGUCUCUCAACCCCUCGGCUACGCCUGCGGCCGGCUGCAACGUCAACACCACCAAUGCCGGUGGAUGCACCGACCAGACCAACGCCCAGCCCUGCAGCUCGCUGGACUCCAUCCCAGGCUCGUUCCAGUUCACCGCCCCCACCAUGAACACCAUCGUCACCGUCGGCAGCAACCUCACCAUCAGCUGGGGAUACUCCUCCAACACGGACCGCACCAAGUUCCCUGCCAAGAACAUUGGCAUAUAUGUGGCCCUCAUCAACAGCAACGGCAACCAGCCUGUCUACAACCUGAUUGCCAAAAUCAACCCCAACCUCACCACCUUUAACUGGAACAGCAUCAACCAGACCCAAACGGGCCAGUAUUCGCUGCGAUUGGUCGCCGACGAUCUUGACCCGCUCAAGGUCGUCAACGGCCAGGUGCCCUGCUACUCCUCGGGCUUCCCUCUCCCGACCAUCUCCAAUGCCUUCAGAAUCGUCCAGUCCGACUAUCUGCCUUCCUAUCCGGACGGCUUUGGCCCCAAUUCGGGCUCGGCCCGCAUCCUGGCCAUGUCUGUUGGCCUGAUCUCCGCCAUCUCGCUCUUGCUUGCCGUACAGCUCCUCUAGGCAUCAGCUCCACUUGCAAUCUAUUUCAUCGUGGCUUGACCUUGGACGUCGCACUCGUGUCGGCCCGCCAGCUCCAUCUUCCGUCCUCCGGCCUCUGCCUGAGACCUCCCCCUUUACUACACCCUCAGUCGUUCAAUCAUUCCAUAUCCCCUCCGCAUUCAAGUCUUAUUGUUAGAGAGGCUUCUUUUAUUGGCCGCACCGACAAUCGGCUCCUUGUCUUUGAAUACAGCCAUUCCUUAGA
Polychytrium aggregatum is the source of this 1061-nucleotide messenger RNA. RefSeq lists its product as uncharacterized. The transcript has a single exon. Lineage: Eukaryota; Fungi; Chytridiomycota; Chytridiomycetes; Polychytriales. The coding region runs from base 38 to 820 and encodes 260 amino acids. The record is from RefSeq and is a predicted model, not a curated record.